UGCCCCGCCACUUCUUCUUCUGCCUGCCACCCCGAGGGACCAUGGCGAGGUUCAGCUGGGGAUACGGCGAGCACAAUGGUCCUAUUCAUUGGAAUGAAUUUUUCCCUAUUGCUGAUGGAGAUCAACAAUCUCCAAUUGAGAUUAAAACCAAAGAAGUGAAAUAUGAUUCUUCCCUCCGACCUCUUAGUAUCAAGUACGACACAAGCUCAGCUAAAAUCAUCAGUAACAGUGGCCAUUCCUUCAAUGUUGACUUUGAUGACACAGAGGACAAAUCAGUUCUGCGUGGGGGUCCUCUCACUGGAAGCUACAGGUUACGACAGUUUCACCUUCACUGGGGGUCCACUGAUGAUCACGGCUCUGAACACGUGGUGGACGGCAUGAGAUAUGCCGCAGAGCUCCACGUUGUUCACUGGAAUUCAGACAAAUACCCCAGCUUUGUUGAGGCAGCUCAUGAGCCAGAUGGACUAGCUGUCUUGGGCGUAUUUCUACAGAUUGGUGAGCAUAAUCCCCAACUUCAAAAGAUUACCAAUAUUUUGGAUUCCAUUAAAGAAAAGGGUAAACAAACUCGAUUCACAAAUUUUGACCCAUUAUCUCUGCUUCCUCCACGCUGGGAUUAUUGGACAUAUCCUGGUUCGCUUACAGUCCCACCUCUUCUAGAGAGCGUCACAUGGAUCAUUUUAAAACAACCUAUAAACAUCAGCUCUCAACAGCUGGCCACAUUCCGCACCCUCUUGUGUACAGGGGAGGGCAAAGCAGCGGCUUUUUUGUUGAGCAAUCACCGUCCACCACAGCCUCUGAAGGGCCGAAAAGUGAGAGCCUCUUUCCAUUAAAAGUUGUCACCAACAGACCACCCCAAACGUGUCUGUGGAGAGAAAACAAAACAAAACAAACACAAAAACCCCUACUAACAGUUCUUUCCUAGAAUUCUAAUUUAUGGGGUGCCAUUUUGCUGUCAGUUUCAGCACAAAGAAAAUCAGAUCUUUUUAAUCAAACUAACUUAAGUCAUCUGUCUCAGAUUUGCAGUUUAUAAGCAGUAUAUACUUGGGUAUAUAAGCAGUAAACACUGGUGUGUUUUAAAACACACGGAAUACAUCUACUUCAACCUGCGUGACAACGUGGUGGGCGUUGCAAACCUCAGAAUGUAUUAAAAAUCUUCCCUUGCCGUAAAGGCUGAUCAGUCACAUCUCUCAGUGAUGUUUGGUGAAAAACUUAAAUGCAUUCCCAGAAUGAUAGGAUUGUGGUACCUUUUCCUAAACAAGGGAUUCCGCUUAAUAUCUUGUUAUCAUUCCAAUUCAUAAAAGUAGAUACUAUUUCCUUUUAAAGUGAAUUUUCAUUUGGAUCGUGUUGCUGAUUCUCACUGCAGGAUACCUCUAAUAAAAUGAUCAAGAGGAGAGUUAUCGGGGUGGGGGUGGGAUAUAGCGAAUUAAAGCAUCUAUUCCACAGCUCAAAAAGAGUCAAUACAAUUUUGGUGAGGACUUCCCCAGGAUAUAAAUGGCUAUUUAAACUUUAAUGACUUAUGCCAUACAUCUCAUUCACUUGGUGGUGUUAAUGAUAAACUGGCUAAUAACUGAUCAGACAAAGUGGCUGUCAAUUUAUAGCAUUAGCAUGGUUUGAAACAGAUUACAAGGUACCAGUGCAGGCAGAGCUGCCCGUGGGCAUGGGGCACAGGUUGGCUAAUUUUGUCCCGUGUUUUGGCAACAGAGCAGGGAGCAGUCCUGUGAAGGUCAUUGUUUUGUCAAUUGAUGGGGAAACAUUACUUUUCAUAGAUAUAAUCAGUCACAAACCCUUCAACCCAUUUCCAUGGCAACACCCCUCUCCCCUUACACACAUGUCCCUCCAUCCCUUAAUUUUGUAAGUUGGCUCUUGAUAUUCACUUUAACCUAUUAUCUCUUGUAUAUUUUUGUUUGAUUUUGGUGAAGGAGAAUGGGGGAGGUCCUUCUGCUCUUUCUGGUACAAAUACAGUGACACUAAGCAUUAACUUAAUAAUCACGUUUAAGACUUGAACACUUGCUACACUUCUGUCAUCUUCUGGGAAAAGUUUAACUGAGUUCCCUUAAUUUUGAUGAUUUAUUAAGACACCUCUCUUCCCCUGAAUGUAGAUUUUAAUAAUUGGAAGUAUUCUGUGAUAGUCUUCUUCUUUUUUUUUUUUUUUGA
Molecule: messenger RNA, 2154 nt
Organism: Delphinapterus leucas (beluga whale)
Lineage: Eukaryota; Metazoa; Chordata; Mammalia; Artiodactyla; Monodontidae
Gene: CA13
Product: carbonic anhydrase 13
Cellular component (GO): cytosol; cytoplasm
Molecular function (GO): zinc ion binding; carbonate dehydratase activity
Source: RefSeq, a predicted model, not a curated record